Molecule: messenger RNA, 2154 nt
Organism: Trifolium pratense (red clover)
Lineage: Eukaryota; Viridiplantae; Streptophyta; Magnoliopsida; Fabales; Fabaceae
Product: phosphatidylinositol/phosphatidylcholine transfer protein SFH6-like
Exons: 14
Coding region: 221-1939 (572 amino acids)
Source: RefSeq, a predicted model, not a curated record
AUACUAUCAAUUUUACAUCAUAUAUUGCCUUUGACAACAUUUACAUUAAAUUUGUCUUUAGCCGACACCCUCCCUUGUCUGCUACAUGUACCUAGAUGAUUGACCCAACCCAUGUAGUAUCAUGUAUCCUUCACCCAAAAAUAUCAUCAAUAAAGCUUAAAAAAAAAUUAAUUAAAUUUGCUUCAGCUUCUGCUUCCUCAAGUUUCACUACCAACUUAUCAUGUCUGAACUCCUUUGCAAUGAUGAAAGAAGAGAGAAUUCAGAAGAUGAUAAGUGGAAAAAAAUUGGCAGUCUUAAAAAGAAAGCAAUAAAUGCAUCAAGUAAAUUAAGGCAUUCUCUUACAAAGAAAAGAAGCAGCAAAAGUGGUAGUGGUAGUAGAAGCAAUUCCCUCUCCAUUGAAGAUGUUAGACAAGUUGAGGAGCUUCAAGCAGUGGAUGCAUUUCGACAAUCACUUAUAUUAGAUAACUUACUUCCUCCAAUACAUGAUGACUACCAUAUGUUAUUGAGAUUCUUGAAAGCAAGGAAGUUUGAUGCUGACAAAGCAAAGCUCAUGUGGGUCAACAUGAUCCAAUGGAGGAAAGACUAUGGUACAGAUACAAUUAUAGAGGAUUUUGAUUAUAAGGAGUUGCAAGAAGUUCAGAAGUACUAUCCACAUGGUUAUCAUGGUGUGGAUAAGGAGGGAAGACCUGUUUAUAUUGAGAGACUAGGGAAAGUUGAUCCUAAUAAGCUUAUGCAAGUAACUACCAUGGAAAGAUAUUUGAGAUACCAUGUCCAAAGUUUUGAGAAAACAUUUUCUGUCAAGUUUCCAGCUUGCUCUAUAGCUGCUAAGAGACACAUAGAUUCAAAUAUAACAAUUUUGGAUGUUCAAGGCGUGGGUUUCAAAAAUUUCACCAAGUCUGCACGAGAACUCAUCACCCAGAUGCAGAAGAUUGAUAGCGAUUACUAUCCUGAAACACUUUGUCAAAUGUUUAUCGUCAAUGCUGGCCCUGGUUUUAAGCUUCUCUGGAACACAGUGAAAACAUUUAUUGAUCCCAAAACUACUUCGAAGAUCCAUGUUCUUGGAAACAAGUUCCAAAGUAAAUUACUUGAGAUUAUCGAUGCGAGUGAGCUGCCAGAAUUUCUAGGUGGUAGUUGCACUUGUGUAGAUCAUUGUGGCUGUCUGAGAUCUGAUAAAGGACCAUGGCAAGACCCAAACAUUUUAAAGAUGGUUCUUAGUGGUAAAGUGCAAUGUUCUAAACAAAUAGUGACAGUUUCCAAUGACAAGGGGAGGGUGAUUGGAUGUGAUAAAACAUCUAUUCCAAUGAUACGAAGUGGAUCAUCUACUGGAGAAUCAGGAUCUGAAGCUGAAGAUAUCACCUCUCCCAAAGCAUGUGGGAAUUCUAUGAACCCUAUAUUAACUCCUGUCCGAGAAGAGACAAGAUCUGCGGAUAAGGUCGGUCCUAGUUGCGGUUUUCCUGGGUCUGAUGAGUGUGUUCCCCUGGUUGACAAGACUAUAGAUGUCGGAUCAAUGGAGAAGCAAGCAGCAGCACCAAACUCAUUUGAGUCAAAAGAAAAUUUGCUAAUAGUAACCAGGACAGUUACAGUGGCCUUCGUGUUUGCUUUUUUUGCUUUUGUUCGUUCAAUAGCAUUUCGUGUAACAAAGGGAGUAAAAAGGGAGGAACUUGCUACCAGCUUCACAAAGACAAACCCAUCCUCAUCUUCUACCUUAACACGCCUUGGUGAACUUGAAAAAAAAGUUGAGACACUACAGAAUAAACUUAAUGUGAUGCCACGUGAGAAAGAGGAGCUGCUAAAUGCUGCAGUUUGUCGUGUGGAUGCAUUGGAAGCAGAGCUCAUUGCUACGAAAAAGGCUUUGUACGAGGCAUUAAUGAGACAAGAAGAACUUUUGGCAUACGUAGACUAUCAACAAAAACGCAAAUUCAAGCAGUGCUGCUGGUAACGAGACACUGCAUAUGACGGAGUUGUUCGGUGGUUCUCUCUUUCUCUCUCAGUGCCCGUGUGUGUGUAUGUGUGCAUGUGUAGAAUAAAUUGACAUGCAUAAUAUUUUACAAAUUAGAGUAAAUAUUGAUUCUAUACAUCUGUUUCCAAUACAGACUUCUUCAUUUGAAUGUGUUUGGGUAUUGAAUAAUAUUACAACCACACAUUUUUAACUUA